Messenger RNA from Corythoichthys intestinalis (scribbled pipefish), 5546 nucleotides. Its product is annotated as poly [ADP-ribose] polymerase tankyrase-1-like. Gene Ontology annotation, molecular function: protein binding; NAD+ poly-ADP-ribosyltransferase activity. Lineage: Eukaryota; Metazoa; Chordata; Actinopteri; Syngnathiformes; Syngnathidae. The coding region runs from base 31 to 3804 and encodes 1257 amino acids. The record is from RefSeq and is a predicted model, not a curated record. The transcript has 28 exons.
UAGGUUUAUUGUUGCUUGUGAGCUGCUGUAAUGGCGGUGUCUCGUCGCUCAGCAGCGCAGCAGCAACAGACUAGUUUACAAUCUCCGCCGAGAAACAGCACAGUCUCGGGUGCCGCUUCGGCUGUUACGCCGAUGGCAGGGAUCGGCUCGCCGCAUGAAACCGAGCGGGAAUGCAGCGGAGCGAUAGAAGGCGCUCUGGCCUCUCCGGACCUGCCUGCCCCGGUCCUGGCGAGCAGCGCCAGCUCAAGCACGACAACCUCCGGUGGUAGCGCCGUCUCCAGCCCUGGCUCCGGGGCUACAAGCCCCGCCGACGGUAUUAGCGGAAUCGGCGGAGCCUUCCGGGAGUUGUUCGAAGCCUGUCGCAAUGGAGAUGUGUCGAGAGUGAAGCGGCUCGUCGACUCUGUGAACGUAAACGCAAAAGAUAUGGCUGGCCGAAAAUCCACUCCUCUGCAUUUCGCUGCGGGUUUUGGUAGGAAGGAUGUGGUGGAGCAUCUGCUACAAACCGGGGCAAAUGUCCAUGCUAGGGAUGAUGGGGGACUCAUCCCACUGCAUAAUGCCUGCUCCUUUGGCCAUGCUGAAGUUGUGGGCCUCCUUUUGCGCCAGGGUGCAGACCCCAAUGCCAGAGAUAAUUGGAACUACACUCCUCUGCAUGAGGCAGCCAUCAAAGGGAAGAUAGAUGUGUGCAUAGUGUUACUCCAGCACGGAGCCGAUCCAAACAUUCGCAACACUGAUGGAAAAUCGGCACUAGAUCUUGCCGACCCUUCUGCGAAGGCAGUGCUUACAGGAGAAUACAAGAAGGAUGAACUCCUCGAAGCAGCAAGGAGCGGAAAUGAAGAAAAACUGAUGGCUCUUCUGACUCCCUUAAACGUUAACUGUCAUGCCAGUGAUGGUCGAAAGUCAACAUCUCAAAAAAUGCUGUCAACGCCCCUCCACUUAGCUGCUGGCUACAACAGAGUCCGUAUUGUUCAACUCCUCCUUCAGCAUGGAGCUGACGUUCACGCCAAGGACAAGGGCGGCCUGGUUCCUCUUCAUAAUGCUUGUUCUUAUGGUCACUUUGAAGUUACUGAGCUCCUGCUUAAGCACGGUGCAUGCGUCAACGCUAUGGAUUUGUGGCAGUUCACUCCCCUCCACGAAGCAGCAUCCAAGAACCGUGUGGAAGUUUGCUCCUUGUUGCUGAGUCACGGUGCUGACCCAACCCUACUCAACUGUCACAGCAAAAGUGCUGUGGACAUGGCCCCAACUCCAGAGUUGAAAGAGAGGCUAACCUAUGAGUUCAAAGGUCAUUCACUUCUGCAAGCAGCUCGUGAAGCUGACAUGACCAAAGUGAAGAAGACCCUGGCUUUGGAAAUCAUCAGCUUCAAACAUCCCCAAACCAAUGAAACCGCUCUGCAUUGUGCAGUGGCUUCACCCCACCCAAAAAGGAAACAAGUGACCGAGUUGCUUCUGCGUAAAGGUGCCAAUAUUAACGAGAAGAACAAAGACUUUAUGACUCCUUUGCAUGUUGCUGCUGAGAGAGCACACAAUGAUAUUCUGGAGGUCCUGCAGAAACAUGGAGCAAAGGUGAAUGCUGUGGACACACUAGGACAGACAGCUCUGCACCGGGCUGCUCUUGCCGGACACAUCCAAACCUGCAAGCUGCUACUAAGCUAUGGGGCCGACCCAUCCAUUGUGUCACUGCAGGGUUUUACUGCUGCUCAGAUGGGAAACGAAGCUGUGCAGCAGAUUCUCAACGAAAAUGUUCCUACACGAAACUCUGAUGUGGACUACAGAUUUCUUGAGGCAGCUAAAGCAGGAGAUCUGGACACGGUGCAACAACUGUGCACCCCUCAAAAUGUGAACUGUCGGGAUCUGGAGGGUCGUCACUCCACUCCUCUUCAUUUUGCUGCUGGUUACAACCGAGUGGCUGUGGUGGAAUACCUGCUUCACCAUGGAGCGGAUGUCCAUGCUAAGGACAAGGGCGGCCUGGUUCCUCUUCACAAUGCAUGUUCGUAUGGACACUAUGAGGUUGCUGAGCUGCUGGUGAGACAUGGAGCCUCAGUCAAUGUCGCCGACCUUUGGAAGUUCACACCACUUCACGAGGCAGCAGCAAAGGGAAAAUAUGAGAUUUGCAAAUUGCUGCUCAAACAUGGAGCAGAUCCCUCAAAGAAGAACCGUGAUGGCAAUAUGCCACUCGACAUGGUGAAGGAUGGAGACACUGACAUCCAGGACCUGCUGAGGGGUGAUGCUGCGCUGUUGGAUGCUGCCAAAAAAGGCUGCCUGGCUCGUGUCCAGAAACUUUGCUCCCCAGAGAACAUCAACUGUAGAGACACUCAGGGCCGUAACUCGACACCACUUCACCUGGCAGCUGGGUAUAACAACCUUGAAGUUGCUGAAUAUCUGCUGGAACAUGGCGCAGACGUCAACGCCCAAGACAAGGGAGGUCUUAUACCUCUACAUAAUGCUGCUUCCUAUGGCCAUGUAGACAUCGCUGCCCUGCUCAUCAAAUAUAAUACAUGUGUGAAUGCCACAGACAAAUGGGCUUUCACACCCCUGCACGAAGCAGCCCAGAAGGGGCGCACACAGUUAUGUGCCCUGCUGCUGGCUCACGGGGCUGAUCCAACUAUGAAGAACCAAGAAGGCCAGACAGCCCUGGACCUGGCCACGGCCGAUGACAUUAGAGCCCUCCUUAUGGACGCCAUGCCCCCAGAUGCUCUACCGAGCUGCUUCAAGCCACAGGCCACAGUGGUCAGCGCCUCCGUCAUCUCCCCGGCCUCCACACCGUCUUGCUUAUCAGCUGCCAGCAGUAUAGACAACCUGGCCGGGCCGCUGAAUGAGCUGGCCAGCGGUGCUGCUGCUGGGAGCUCAGGAGUGGCAGACGGAGCCGCGGGGAAUGACCGCAAAGAAGGAGAAUUGACAGUGCUGGACAUGAACAUCAGCCAAUUCCUGAAGAGUUUGGGCCUGGAGCACUUGAGGGACAUUUUUGAAAGAGAGCAGAUCACUUUGGAUGUCCUUGUUGACAUGGGCCACGAGGAGCUCAAGGAAAUCGGAAUCAACGCCUACGGGCACCGUCACAAACUUAUCAAGGGUGUUGAGAGGCUGCUGGGUGGUCAGCAAGGUGCCAAUCCAUAUCUGACAUUCCACUGUGCCAACCAGGGCACAAUACUUAUAGACCUUGCCCCAGAUGACAAGGAGUAUCAGUCGGUGGAGGAGGAAAUGCAGAGCACCAUCAGAGAACACAGAGAUGGUGGCAAUGCAGGCGGCGUGUUCAGCAGAUACAACAUCAUUAAGAUCCAAAAAGUGGUGAACAAGAAGUUGAGGGAACGUUACACACACAGGCAGAAGGAGAUUGCAGACGAGAACCACAACCAUCAUAACGAGCGCAUGCUGUUUCAUGGUUCUCCAUUCAUCAAUGCCAUCAUACACAAAGGAUUUGAUGAGCGUCACGCUUACAUUGGAGGAAUGUUCGGGGCAGGCAUUUACUUCGCUGAGAACUCCUCCAAGAGCAACCAGUAUGUUUACGGCAUUGGUGGGGGUACAGGAUGUCCAACACACAAAGACCGGUCCUGCUACCUGUGCCACAGACAGAUGUUGUUCUGCCGGGUGACUCUAGGAAAGUCCUUUCUACAAUUCAGUGCCAUGAAAAUGGCUCACGCUCCCCCAGGACACCACUCUGUGAUUGGGCGGCCUAGCGUUAAUGGCUUGGCUUAUGCCGAGUACGUGAUUUACAGAGGCGAGCAGGCCUUCCCAGAGUACCUCAUCACCUACCAGAUAUUAAAACCAGAGAGUGCAGCCCAGUCUGCUGCAGGAGCUGAGCAGAAGUCAUAGUUGGUCCCACACAAACUCAAUUUUCAACCUCUUGUUGACAGUAAAACAGAGACAGUCACGUGACACAUUUCCAGUUUUGUCCUCCAUUGGAUGCUUACUUAGAGAGCAAAUACGCUGUGUAAUACUCUUCUUUUCCUCUUUACUUGUUGUGCAUCAGUUGCAUGUUAACACAGGAGCAUGUUUGGCCCAGUAGUGUGUGGGUCACUUCUCUUAAUAGUUUGCCAACCUUUUCGUAUCAUGCUUGAAGCCUGUGGACAACCACCGACCUUGUUGUUGUGCAAGGUUUAGAUUUUUUUUUUCUUAUUUAAAUGUGGACUAAGAGUAUAACCAUAUUUGAGUUCAUGCUGUACAGGUGAUUUAAGGCAAACACUAUUAUAAAAGAAAACGGUGAAAAUCAACAUCCUGUAAUGUUGACUCUGAAUUUAAGGAAAACAACGGUUUUUAAUGUUUUUCUUAAACAUGUUGCACAACUUGCGGGAAGGUUGAUAGGUUUAGAAUCGGAUUACAACAUUGUUGUAACUGACAGCACACCCAAUAACACAGCUUGAAAGCAAUCUGGAACACCCACCCAAUAUUAAGGGUAUUCUACACGUAUGAAUGCUGUACACUUAAAGCAUUAUAUAUGAGGACUAGUUUAGUAUUGAAACAUGCUUGUGAUGUUUUAAUUGAUAGUCAGUGAAUUCAUCAAAGCAUCCCUCUUGUCACCGUUGGUCUUCUUUCAAGCAUAAGAAUUUGCACUUUUACAUAGAAACUUAUUUAAGUUAUUUUGAAUUUAAAUUGAAUUUUUUCAGGAAAAAAAAUAUUUGUACAGGUUGUGUAAAUGUUUGUUUAUAACUGUUUAACAGUAUCAUGUGUUGAACAUAAGUUUUUUUUUCUUUUCCUUUUAUGCCUUCUCUACCCCCUCCUUUUUGUUUUGUUUUGAUUUUUUUUUUUUUUUAAUAAAUGUCACAUUAACAACAAUAUGUUGUGUUUUCCUUUUCAAACAAGCAUUAAUUUAACAGAGUUCUUUAAACAUUCACAUCUGGAUGAAGUGAACUAAGGCUGCAACAACUAAUCGAUUAAAAUCGAUUAAUAAAUUAGUUGCCAACUAAUUUGAUAAUCGAUUUUUGCCGGCAGCCAUGAGCAGUCCCGUUUGGGUCCUUGUUUGUGAGUAAUGUGAGGCUGCUCAUGCACUUGUGCCAGUGAUUAGAGCAAGAAAGAGAGAGCGUUCACUGCUGAAAUUGCUGUUGAGUUGCUGAAUAAUAAUACGACGUGUCGUGAGUUAGGUUGUCUUUUGUGUUGUUAGAUCCAGUGUGCCUCCAUCAGAGGUGAGUAAAUGAAGCCAAUUACUAGUAUAUUUAUAUUCUUUGUUGAGCCGUUACUACUUAGCACGGCGCGCUAAGCUAGUUAGUGAUUAUGCUAAUUGGUGUUUUAAGUGUCCGUUUGUGUUUUGGAGAAGCAUAUAAGCACUUGAGUUAUUGUUAGAUAAAGUUGUCUGGUUUGUUUUUAUAAAGAAACCACGCACAUAAACCCACUGAUAUAACAGCUUUCAACUCCCGUUCAAACUACAUUGUCAUACAAGAGAGUGUUCUUUGAAAUUUAAUUUGAAAUGUAUUUAUGAACUUUUUGAUAAGAAAACUGAUUCAUUACAGUCUGCCUCCCCUAAUUUGAUUUUGUUCCGUAGGGUUUUUUUUGUUUGUUUUUGUUUUGUUUUUAAGAAAAUUAGACAUUGACACAAUUUAUUUCAGCGCUUUGCCCACAAG